Messenger RNA from Olea europaea var. sylvestris, 837 nucleotides. RefSeq names its product pollen allergen Che a 1-like. NCBI's taxonomy places the organism in Eukaryota, Viridiplantae, Streptophyta, Magnoliopsida, Lamiales, Oleaceae. Bases 134 to 613 code for a protein of 159 amino acids. The transcript is spliced from 2 exons. The record is from RefSeq and is a predicted model, not a curated record.
AACGGUUUAAAGCAUAUACGUAUGGUGCACUCUACAAUUGCCCAACUCUCUUUAUAUCGCUUUCUCUUUUCCAUUUCCUCUCAAUUCUCUCUACAUUUUUCAGAGAAGAGGAAGAAGGGAAAUUUCAAAAUUCAUGCAAAAAAUGGCGAAAUUGUUUGUACUUUUAGCUCUGUUAAUGCUGCCGGCUAUUGCUAGUGCACACUUCGCCGGCAACCCAUUUCUUGUAACGGGGAUAGUAUAUUGCGAUACUUGCCGCUGUGGGUAUGAGACCUACGCCAGUAAAGUCCUCGCUGGUGCUGCAGUUAUAAUUCAGUGCAAAAAAAAUGACAAGCUCACAUACCAAAUUGAGGGUGUGACUGACUCAACCGGUUCGUACAAUAUACUCGUACACGGUGACCGUGGGGACGAUGUAUGUGAUGCAAUGUUGGUCAAGAGUUCAGACCCUGAAUGUGCCACUCCUAACAGAGGUCGUGACCGUGCCCGUGUCAUCCUCACUCGCAACAAUGGCAUGACCUCAGACACUCGAUUUGCCAAUGCCAUGGGAUUCCUCAAGAAUGAGCCAUUGGCAAGCUGCCCCCAGAUCCUCCAGAAAUAUCAAGAAGCUGAAGAUUGAAGUUACUAGUCUAUUGCAUUCCUCUAUAACAUGUAAGCUUCAAAUGUUGUAUUAGAACUUGAUGAUGGUGUUGUAUCGUCUUUAGGGAAUCGUGAUUAAUUUAAUGUGUUGUUAUGUAAUAGCUUAUUGUGCUUUGACUUCAAAUAUUAAGAUUGUCACAAGAUAUCUGUUUUCUACGUCUUGUUUUUAUGAAUAAACAUUGCGAAAAACAUUGCACCACAUAA